UGUACGAUAUCCAAAUUUGGGCACACUGGCUAAAGAAGCCAGGGAAAGUUUUGUUUAUUUAUUUUUGUCCCUAAUUUCUUUUUGCUGCUAUAAUGCUAAAUGCCAAGAUUGGUAAAGUCGGUAAAGUUCUGGUAUGCGGGAUGAAGGGCGUGGGUAAAACGGCCCUUAUAGAGCAGCUGGUUUACGGCCACGUCAACCCGGAGACGGAACUGCAUCCCACCAUCGAGGACAUCUAUGUGGCCAGUGUGGAUACAGGUCGGGGUGGAGCCCGAGAGACCCUGCGUAUCUACGACUCUGCUGGGCUGCAGGGCGAGCAGCAACAGCUACCCCGACACUACCUUCAGUUCCCGGACGCCUUCGUCCUGGUCUACGACCCGACGGAUCCACGCAGCCUGGACAUGUUGGCCGACAUAAAGGCGGACAUUGACAAGCACAAGGAAAAAAAGGAAAUCCCUGUAGUCGUGCUGGCAAACGUCCGGGCCAGGGCUGCACCCAAUCCCGUUGAGAAGGUCAUGGACCGAGCCAACCUUUGGUGUCAGCGGGAACGUAUCAAGCACUAUACGGUGAACGCCAUGGAGCGCCCCUCGUUAUAUGAGCCGUUCACCUCGCUGUGUGCUCGUCUCCAUCCGGCACCGACGAAGAGCACCUUUCCCCAGUUGCGUCAGGUUAUGCAGAACCGACAAAAGAGCGAGGCGUAGCUCUCACAGGAUUGAAGUAUUCUAUUUUAUUGUGUAAUUCCGUUUAGUGUGUUACUUGCCUGUAUUAACUAAUGUGCUUUAAUGUGGACAUGGGUCCGCCAGUUUUGUACUUAUACCCAUUUGUAUGUGAGCGUCUAA
Molecule: messenger RNA, 836 nt
Organism: Drosophila ananassae
Lineage: Eukaryota; Metazoa; Arthropoda; Insecta; Diptera; Drosophilidae
Gene: kappaB-Ras
Product: NF-kappa-B inhibitor-interacting Ras-like protein
Exons: 2
Coding region: 93-698 (201 amino acids)
Biological process (GO): canonical NF-kappaB signal transduction
Molecular function (GO): GTPase activity; GTP binding
Source: RefSeq, a predicted model, not a curated record